Clunio marinus is the source of this 4370-nucleotide messenger RNA. NCBI's taxonomy places the organism in Eukaryota, Metazoa, Arthropoda, Insecta, Diptera, Chironomidae. The record is from the annotation of a GenBank genome assembly.
AUGUUGAAGUUUAUGAUUAUAAUUUCUUUAAUUACAUCAAUGGUAAUUUGCGCCUCAUUGGGAGAUAAUCCAGAGAUUGUUCGAUAUGAAUACGAAAAUUUGCCUGAUAACGGUUAUCGAUAUUUGUAUGAAACAAGUGACGGUCAAUACAAGGAAGAAAAUGGUUCAUUAAAAACUGUCGGAGAUCAACAAAUUUUGGUAGUUACUGGUCGUUAUUCUUAUACUGGUGAUGACAAUGAAUUGUAUGAAGUAACAUACACAGCUGACGAAAAUGGUUUUCAACCAUCAGGGAGUCAUUUACCAGGAGCAGAAGCAGAAGGUCUCGACUUUAAACCUCAGGCACAAGUACUUGAACGUGUAAAAUCUGAUCGCAUGAUUGCAUCAGCAAGCAUUGAUGAAGAUAGACGAAGACGAACAAUAAUUGUUGAGAAAAAGAACGGAAGUUACGGAUUUACGCUUCAAAGUUAUGGAAUCCAUUAUAAAAAGGAGCAUGAAGUGGAAAUGUUGACAUAUGUUGAUUCUGUCGAAUACGAUGGUGCAGCUUACAAAGCAGGGAUGAGAGAAGGCGAUGUGAUAUUAUCAAUAAAUGGAACCGAUAUGGAGAAUACAGAUCAUAAGACUUUAGUCAAUUUUAUUAAGAGUUGUGAUAGCAGAAUGAGAAUGGUCGUUCUUUUUGAAAAUUGCGUACGUAAAGUUGAGCUUCACAUUCGUUACAUUCAACUUCAAGAAAUUCUCCAAAAUAAGAUGAAUGAACUUGAGAGAAUUUGUAUAAAAGAGAAAGAGUUAUUAGAGGGUAAAUGGAAGACUCACAGUUUACCAGCAAGGAAAAAAGUAUCGACUGAAGCAUCUGUGGAGUCACAAACGUCGCCUUCUGAAUUAGAAGGAACUGCUUUACCAUUCAACAGACCGCUUUCAACAGAAGAUGUUGCAAAGCUUUCGAAACAAACAAAUCCCAUUAUUCCACCACCAGCUCAAUUCAUUUUAGCUUAUCAGUACAUGGAUCCACAUCAAAAAUAUAUCAUCCGGUCAUCAACAUUAAACAGCAGCGGGGAAUAUUUAGUGUCAGAUGUAUCGACGUCAUCAUUACCACCUCAUUCUCAUAACAGUAAUUCUUCAGUAUCGAAAACUGAUAAUAAUUCCCAUUCGAGUUUAACGAUGCAACAGAGUCCAUCACAGCGUGUGCAAGUCGUGCAUCAUCAUCACCAUCAUGCGCCUGAAGGGUCAUCAAACGAUGUUGUCACGUCUCAUCAGCAUUUAAAUGAACAACAGAGUCAAAAGAUAUCAAAAACACGUCGACAUUAUCAUGGACGAUCAUGUAAUCCUUGUGUUGGAAAUUUGAUUUCAAAACAUGAUAAAAAUGUUGAUAAAGACAACACAAGUCUUGAUGCCUACGAUUUAGCAAGUCCGUGUUGUGAUCCACAUUGUGUGCCAGUUAAAAGACGUUCAAGACAUCACAAAGAUCAUCAUCAUAAACAUAAACAUCGUGAAAAAGACAAGGAACGUCCACCUAGACCAAGAUCUCAAUCUCAUGCAACACCACAAAUGCAAACAGCUCACAUUCAUUAUGCUGAUGGCAGUUUAAAUCAAGAUUAUCAUGCCAAUAAUCAUUUUGACCUUAGUAAACAGCUUGCAAACUAUUGUGGUUUACGCUCAUGUAAUUCUAAUAAUUAUUGCCAACAAACAUCACAUGUCUCGACAGCAUCUUAUCCAUCGUCAUCUUCUUUCAGUACUGAUACAUUAUGGGAUCCAAAGAGUGAACCAAAUACUUGUCAGAACUAUAAACAACAAAUGGGAACUUCACCAUUUUAUCAGCCAACUGGUUCAACUAAUCAUCACUAUGUUCAGCAUUAUAUUCAUCCAAGUCAAGUGCAGCCUAUGCAAAACUCUAUUGCAACAACUCAGGCUUAUAUUAAACCACAUUAUAAUUCAAAGCCUAAAUCGUGGGAUAAUUUAGCGCCUGGUAAAGAUUGCAGUAAUUAUGUGUUUGGUCGUAAUGCGGUUGAUAAUAAUCCUUCAAAUAUUCGUUAUGUUGCAUCUGAUAAGAAUAUUUCCAAAGGCUGUGCACCACCAUUGCCUAGGAAAGCUGGUCAUGCACCUUAUGGAAGAUAUUCAGCAUUUGCCAAUGUCGAAAAUUAUGUGCCAGCACCACAGCAAUAUGUGCAAGAAGCAACAAUUACAAAGACAACAAUCAUCACUACAAGAUCUACUGAAAAUCUCAUGAACAACGCACAGCACAAUAUAUCUGAUGAAUGUAUCCCUCAACAACCAUCAACGAAACAACCUAAAUCGGCUGGUCAUACAAACUGCAUGGUUUGCAACUUUUCUAAUCAUAGUUCUAAUGCUUACGAAGGAUAUUAUUCUAAUCUUACCAGAAAUAAUAGUCAUGGCAUGAUUCCUACGAAAACUGAAGUCACGCGUUUGUGAGUCUACACAGACUUCCUUUAAAUCAUGAUAAGUGAAUAUGAGCGACAGUAAAAAUUAUCAUAUUUGAUUAGUAAUGAUUAUCAGUCAGUUCUCAUGUUUUUAGAUAUAAUCUGAUUAAGUGUAUUAAGCUUUAAAACUGCUGCCAAAAAAUUUCAAUUUUAAUUGAUUUAACAUAACAUUCAUUCAUUUAAAGUUGAUUCUUUAUUAAGUUGCUUCCAAUGUUUCAAAUUGAUGACAUUAUGGGGACAAUACAAUAGAUAAUUUUUGAGGGAAAGGCUAAUGGAUUAAAUAUAUCUGAAAUUUGAUGUAAAACUAAACUAUCUACUUAAACAUUUACUUAUUUUAUUUAGAUAAAAAAAUGAUAAAAAUUUGUGAUGAUGUUUUCUUUCUCUAGAUUCAAAGUGAAAUUGAAUGAAAUGAUUUAUGUUUUGUAGAUAAUACUGGCCGCUAUUAAAAGAGCGUUUUAUCGAGAAACUCAUUCGAUACUUAAAUAUAAACAAUUGCUUGUAUUUCUUCUACAUUGUAGACGAAUACCUGUUAAAGGUGAUUUGUAAUCAAUCAUUAGAAAUGCUUUCAUAUUUCUAUGAAUGUAAUUUGAUGCGGUUUACAAAUCGAAUAUUUGAUAGAUAAAUAGUCAUCGAAUAAUAAAAUACUUAGAAUAAAUUCAUACGAAAUAAUUUACUUUGGAUUUCUAAUUAUAUAAGUUAAUAACAGGAAGGAAUAUGUUGUUGUUGACAAUGACGCACAAGAUAUACAUUUCGAUAAAAUGUUGUCUCGCAUUGUCCACAUUUAAAUGGAGGAAGAAAUGAGAUUCUUCUGUGAUUUGUCUUCUGAUGAAAUAAUAGUUCAGCAUUACAUGAAAAUUUCACUUGACAAAAGUUACAUUGGAAGCGUUCAGCUGUAAGAAAAAGUGGACGAAAAUCUGAAGUUUUUAAUGCUGACUUCCAGUUGCUUCCAAUUGAAUUGUCAAAUUCAUCACAUUGGUUGUCACUGUCAUCGAGACAAGUUAUCGGUGUGCUUGUGAUCAUUUGAUUUGCUGAUCUGUUUGAUAAUUUACAAGCCUUUGUUCGUAAUUUCUUCUUAAUUUUGCUAUUGAUUGGCGAAGGGCUAUUUUUUGAUGUACAGAACAGCCAGGAUUUCUUCUUUUUAGGUGGAGUUUCUAAAACAAAAUUAGACUCUUUCUUGCUACUCUCUUGACUAUUUUGUGGUGAAGCUUUAAGAGGAGGCAAAUCAAAUCGCAAUUUUCUCCGUGCUGAUGAUGAACGCUUUAAAGAGUUGAUUGUUCGAUGAAGGGCUGCAGACUGAGGAGAUGAAAUCACAAUUUUUCCCGAAUAUGGUGUUCGCUUUAAGAUGCUUCUUGGUUGUGACACUGGAGUUGAAUUAACACUACCCAAAUCACGUUUGAACUUUUUAAUGCUAUCACAAGUAUCUAAAUUAUCAAAUAAAAUACUUAGACAUGGAGAGCAGUCUAGGAAUUUUACACUUGGUUCGUUCUGAUUUUCCUUGUCUUUUUUAUAUUUCUCAAAAUUAUUUGCCGAGUUGAGCCAAGCAUCUAAUAAAUCCUUGCCAUGUGAAAAAUGAAUGUGCUUCGGAAUUAGAUUAGAAUAAUAGAACAUUGCCCGACAGUAUGGGCAGUGGAAUUGCUCAACGGGCCAUGAAUCAAGUUGUUCAAUCUCCGAGCCAUGUCUUCGUUCUAAAUGUUCUCUCAUAGUGAAAUCGAACAAAUAUUCCUCAGAACAGAAAGGACAAGUAAGAAGAUCUUUUGCAAAUUUUUUGAUGAAAUCAUUAUUUUCCUUUUCUUUUUUGACGUCCUUAUUCUCUAAAGAUAACUUAACGCUUUCCUUUUGUUGAUUUUCCAUUACUAAAGUUUCAUUUAUAUUUUCCUGAAAAAGAGAAUAAUUACUAUUUAAUUAUUACUUAUUUUCCCUUUACACAUCAUACAAACG